Messenger RNA from Salvia miltiorrhiza (redroot sage), 1783 nucleotides. Its product is annotated as probable E3 ubiquitin-protein ligase ARI8. Gene Ontology annotation, cellular component: cytoplasm; ubiquitin ligase complex. The record is from RefSeq and is a predicted model, not a curated record. Gene Ontology annotation, molecular function: zinc ion binding; ubiquitin conjugating enzyme binding; ubiquitin protein ligase activity. Gene Ontology annotation, biological process: positive regulation of proteasomal ubiquitin-dependent protein catabolic process; protein polyubiquitination; ubiquitin-dependent protein catabolic process. NCBI's taxonomy places the organism in Eukaryota, Viridiplantae, Streptophyta, Magnoliopsida, Lamiales, Lamiaceae. The transcript has a single exon. The coding region runs from base 1 to 1551 and encodes 516 amino acids.
AUGGAUUCUGAAGGCGAGGGUUUCUACAGCAGCAGUAGUGAUACGACGGCGGAUGACAGCUUCGCUGAUUACGCCGCCGUCAGCCACCUCCAAAAUCCCUACAAAAUCCUAACAGAGGGCGACAUCCAGCAACUCCUCGACGACGAUAUCUCCACAGUUUCCGACGUUCUCUCCGUCUCCCGAGGCGCCGCCUGCACCCUCCUCUGCCAGAAUAAUUGGAAUCUCAGCUCCGUCUACGACAAAUUUUUCGCCGCCGACGACAGGAAUCACCAAACCGUCGCGUCGUCGUCGUCGUCGCAGCGAGAAUUAGGGCAAAAUCUGUGCAAGAUAUGUUACGACGAAAUCAGCCCCCAAAACACGGUCUCCGCCGCCUGCGGCCAUCCCUUCUGCGCCGAUUGCUGGAAAACCUACGUCGCGGCGGCGAUCGACGACGGCGCUGGAUGCCUGACGCUGCGGUGUCCGGAGCCUGGCUGCGGCAUGGCCGUAGGUGUAGAUCUGAUCGAAUUGUUGGCCUCCACCGACGGCAAGGAGAAGUACCAUAUAUAUCUCCGCCAAUCCUACGUGGAGGCCAGCCGCCGGAGAAAGUGGUGCCCCGCCCCGGGAUGCAAUUUCGCCGUCGAAUUCGACGGAGGCGGAGGCGGCGGAGGCUACGACGUGACGUGCGGCUGCUCUCACAAAUUCUGCUGGAACUGCGGGGAAGAGCACCACCGCCCCGUCGGCUGUGAGACGGUGGCGAGCUGGUCGGAGAAGAACAAUUCGGAGGCGGAGAACACGCAGUGGAUCCUCGCCUACACCAAACCCUGCCCCAAAUGCCGCCGCUCCAUCGAGAAAAACCAAGGCUGCAAUUGGAUGACGUGUCGCCCCCCCUGCGGAUUCCGAUUCUGCUGGCUCUGCGGCCAGGACUCGAGGUUCCACUCCCGCUGCAACAAAUACGGCGGCCCCGCCGCCGGCUAUGAAAAGAAUGCUAAGAGAGAGAAGGCGAGGAAGGAUCUGCAGAGAUACACGCAUUACUACGAGCGGUGGCACGCCAACGAGCAGUCGAGGAAGGAGGCGCAAGGGGAGGCUCCGGCGCAGCUGCAGUUCGUGACGAAGGCGUGGGAGCAGAUUGUGGAGUGCCGGUGCGUGCUGAAAUGGAGCUACGCCUAUGGUUACUACAUGGAGAGGGAGGCGCCGAAGAAGGUGGCGUUGUUCGAGCAUUCGCAGGGGGAGGCGGAGAAGCAGCUGGAGCGGCUGCACCACUGCGUGGAGAAGGAGAUGGGGGAGUACCUCCGGCGACGGAGGGAGGAUUUCAAUGAAUUUAGGGUUAGGGUUGUUGAUCUGACUGUGGUGACCGGGAAUUAUUUUGAGAAUUUGGUGAGGGAUUUGGAGAAUAAUCGAGCGGAAGUUGUGGGUGACGGCGGCGGCCGGAAUGGUUUGAAGAAGAAGAAGAAGAAGAAGGAUGACGAUGAGAGGAAGGGUUUGGAGAAGCAGAGAAGGAAGAAGAGGGAUGAUGAUGAGAGGAAUGUUCCUAGGAAAAGAGUAACUUAUGCUUCUAGGUAUUCUCGUAAUUAAGUAUUGAUGAUGAACGUGCACGUUUGUUUUGGAUGAUUAUUAUUGUGAGGAGAGUAUAGUUUUUUUUUUUGGUUUUAGGAUUAUUGAGAUUGUUUCAAUAGUAAGUUUAUGAUCAGAAAAUCAUAGACUAUUCAUUAAUUUAUGCAUGUUGAAUUAUGAAAUUUUUGGUAGUACAAUAUUCUUGUUAUUGGUUUUGGUGAAAGAUGGAAAACAUUGAAGAUCUAUGAAGAUG